AACCUCCAUCGUCAUCUCCACCACCCAUAUCAUCAUCUCCGCCUCCUCCCCCACCCCCUUCCCUCUCAGCCCCAACCUCCCCUCCCUCUCCUUCACCACCCAUGCCCUCUUCCACCACCCUCCUCCCACCAUCUCCAACUCUGCCCGCACCAGCCACCUCUUCUCCUCCUCCUUUGUUUUCCAACCUUCCUCUGCCCUCGACGCCGCAAGACUUCCGCCUUCCAUCCCUCUCCUCUCCUUCUUCAGCUCGUCCUCCCCCUUGCACCUCUAG
Molecule: messenger RNA, 271 nt
Organism: Closterium sp. Naga37s-1
Lineage: Eukaryota; Viridiplantae; Streptophyta; Zygnematophyceae; Desmidiales; Closteriaceae
Source: the annotation of a GenBank genome assembly